AUGAAAAGAAAGAGGGAGGAGAUUCAAACAAAAGCGGACAAGAUGGAUCUAGAAGCGCACACUGUGGAGUUCCGAGUAUAAAAGCCAAAUCGGUAGGCAUUUCACCUCAGUAAGGACACUUUCCUUAUCCGGUACACUUCAUCAGAAGAAUCAAGAAUUGUAAUCAAGAUGUUAAAACUGAUGUCAGUUCUAUGGUUCGUGGUUGCUUCCUGCUUCCUCUGCCCGGCUGUUGAAUCAUCGAGCGAAAUUGAAUCAUCCAUCUCAAGCAAUAGCGAUUCAACCAGCCAGGCCAUGGUUGGCUCGUUGCGUUUUUACGGCAUUAGCAAAACGAUGAAGACCACCACAACUGUUGUCCACUUAUACACCACGUACGUCCGCCAGACUUGUUUGAGUGUUCAGCCUGGAACGUCUGCGUGCCCCGAAACGACUCCACCAACCACAACAACUUCUACGACGACGACCACAACUACUCCUACACCCGUUACCGUAACGCCCGCCACUACAACGUCCGGAACGACUGCUACUACAGCAUCCUCAACAACAGCACCUCCUUUUGAAAUCGUCAAGAAUCAAUUCAUGCCAUCUGUUUCGACGAAUAUCACCGUUAACAAAUUGACCGCUGGAUCUGGAUUAGGUGGGCUCUUUAACAAGCGUCCAGCCAAUAUCAAAGUUUCCGCCACCGCAUCAGCUAGCGUCACUGCAAAUGGACGUCGCAGACGAUCUCACGUUAUGGUUGGAAAAAUCCACCCAUCAGCCGUUAGACAGGUUGAAAUCACAGCUAAUCCUGAUAUGUCACUGCGUGAGUCCAUUCAACUGGAUGUGACAGUGGAAGCCUCCCGAGCGGAAGAAUAUCAAGAGUAUUACAUCACCGGUUUAAUGCCGCAUUUUGCAGAGCGAGCCCUGGGCAUUAACCCAAUUACAAUCGUUAGAUUGGAGCCAACAACCAUCAUCGUUACUCAAACAGUCACUUCAAAGUUUCCAUUUAACAAGCCCUCCGAUCGCGUCACUCUCAGUUAUGGUGGCUGCGUACCUUCCAAUGUAGUGGCAAUGAAUCUGCCUCAUUGCCUCUAAAUUACCUGGCAUUGACAUUUUCUCAGCAUAGAGGUUUGAAAACUUGGAAAUCAAUUGCAUUUAUUCAACGGAAGGAAAAUUAUUUUCUUUCGUUUUCAGUCUGGCAAGUAAGAAACAAACCAGAGCACUGAAACGAGAACUAUCAACAUAAGCAUUUAAAAAAGCAUUUGAAAUUUGUGAAAACUUCUUUGUAUUAAUUUUCAAUGGAUCAGCAAAUUAAUAAACAAGAACAAAACUA
Molecule: messenger RNA, 1309 nt
Organism: Daphnia magna
Lineage: Eukaryota; Metazoa; Arthropoda; Branchiopoda; Diplostraca; Daphniidae
Product: cell wall protein DAN4
Source: RefSeq, a predicted model, not a curated record